AUGGCUACGAAUGUACUUUCGAACAAUAAAUCUAAUUCAAACAAUCAUAUUCAAUGUUUUGAUUUAUUUCAUUUAAUCUGGCUCGAUGAUGAUGAUUCAGGAAAAGAUGAAAAUGAUGAAUAUAUGUUACGUAGUACUCUCAUAAAAUUCACAAAGUAUCAAAAUGUGAUAUCAUGUCGACAAUAUAUUGAAAAUUUAUCAGCAAAUAAUCGACUAGUACUUCUAAUUAGUAAUCAUUUAAGCAACGAAAUAAUACCAACGAUUCACAAACUCCAACAAGUUUCUUUAAUCUGUGUUUACGGUGUAAAUAGUGUAACUAAUGAAAAAUCGUUCGAACAAUUUAGUAAAGUCAAAAUAAUUGUCGCUAAACUUAAGUAUUUUAUUUCUACAAUUUGUCUCAAUUUUCGAAUGUAUCAACAAGACCAAGGGUCAUCAUUGAACAAUAUGUUUACUAUAAACACAGGUAAUUCCACUCUAGAAGUAAAAGGUGAAUUUGUUUUUUUUCAAACACUCAUCGAUUGUCUUCUAAAAAUGAAGCCAAAUAAACGAGAUGAAAAUGAAUUAAGAUCUUAUUUGGAAAAAAAAUACGAAAAUAAUACCACAACGCUCAAGCGUAUUCGUACAUUUUAUGAUACUUAUUCACCUGAUAAAAUAUUUUGUUCGUAUACUACCGAACCAUUUGUAUAUGAUAUAAUGAAUACUGCACUACGUCAACAAGAUAUUCAUAUGAUGUUUCUGUGGCGUUCAUGUUUUUUCGAUAUGUAUCAUCAACUACGUGAAUUGCAAUUGCAAGAUCAAAUAGAAGUUUAUCGAGGUCAAAAUAUUUCUAAACACGAGUUGGAAACUCUUAAAAGUAGUAUUGACAAACUUAUUUCCCUCAAUUCAUUUUGGUCAACAAGUCUUGACCGUGAUGUGGCUGCUUUGUGGGCUGAAGCUCAAGGCCAAUCUGAUGAUAUGGUACCUGUAUUAUUUGAGAUUGACGCUGAUCCUUAUAUGGUCGAUACAAAACCAUUUGCUGAUAUCGGUAAAUACAGUAAAUAUCCAGAUGAACAGGAAAUAUUAUUUAUGUUCGGUUCCAUAUUUCGUGUGAUCAAAGUAUAUCAAAACACCCAGUCUAUGUGGACUGUAAAAUUGAGUUUAUGUGAUGAUUAUGACCAAGAUGUUGAAAAAGUAUUGAAAUAUAUGCGAGAACAGAAUGAAAAAGGUGAAACAAAUUUGCACACUUUGGGGAAAUUAGUAUGGCAAAUGGGAUAUGAUGAUUUAGCUAAGAAAUACUAUUCGCGUUUUCUUGAAGAUCUUCAACCCGAUGAUAUACUACGAUCUGUAGUUUGUCAAGAUAUUGCAUUGAUUGAAAGUCAAAAUCGUGCUUAUAAUAAUAGUAUGGAAUGGAAACUGAAAGAACUUGAAUCUAAACAAACAAAUAUAUCAUCCGACAGUGAUAUUUCAAGAGUUCCUACAAUUCAUCCAGCUGCUCGAUGGGCUAGAAAUGGAAUUACCAUUGCUGGUGGUCAUGGAGUAGGUAAAGCAUUGGAUCAAUUAUAUCUUCCAGAUGGACUUAUCAUUGAUGGUGAUGGAACAGUGUACAUUGCUGAUUGGUGGAAUAAUCGUAUAAUGGCAUGGACAAAUAAUGAGACAGAAGGUCGUAUAGUUGUUGGUGAGAAUAAAUAUGACUUUGAAGAAUUAUUUCAACCAAGCGAUUUAGUUAUUGACAAAAUACAGAAUUGUUUUAUUAUUAGCGAUAAUGGAAAACGACGAGUGAUUAGAUAUUCUUGUAAGAAUGAUAUUAGUGCAUGUGCAGAAACAAUAAUGGACAAUAUUCUGUCUUGGGGAUUGACAAUAGAUGAUCAAGGAUCUCUCUAUGUUACUGAUAUUGAGAAACAUGAAGUACAAUGUUAUAGAAAAGAAGAAAAGAUGGUAAUAACACGAACAAUUGUAGCAGGUGGAAACGGACAAGGCAAACUUAACAGCCAAUUAAAUACUCCUCUUUACAUUUUCGUUGAUUCUGAUCAUGCGAUCUAUGUAUCAGAUCAUGAGAAUCAUCGUGUAAUGAAAUGGGUGAAAGGUGCAAAAGAAGGGAUCCUUGUAGCAGGUGGUGAACACGCUGGAGAGGAUUUAGGACAUCUAUGGUAUCCUGGUGGAAUAAUUGUUGAUAAAGAAGGCACAAUCUAUAUUGCAGAUACUCAAAAUCAUCGUGUAGUACGAUGGUGUAAAGGAGAAAAACAAGGUGAAUUGAUUGCAGGAGGACAUGGACAAGGAGAAAACGCUGAUCAAUUGAACGAACCAAAAUGUUUAGCUUUUGAUAUUUAUGGAAAUCUGUAUGUCACCGAUAAAAAUAAUCAUCGUGUUCAACAAUUCAUUAUUCAUUAA
Molecule: messenger RNA, 2367 nt
Organism: Adineta ricciae
Lineage: Eukaryota; Metazoa; Rotifera; Eurotatoria; Adinetida; Adinetidae
Source: the annotation of a GenBank genome assembly